CGUCAACAUCGGUGUUAAGAACCCGGAUAUUGUUCACUACCAGCGGAGUUGUUCAACCAGCGGAGAGGCAGAGUGGUGAUGUUGGUGCAUCGGCGUCACGGUCCUAGAAGCAGCCAGGACGGGGUGUACACUGGGCCACCUCAGACCCAGACCCAGCUGGAAACCCCCCUGGCUGUCCCAGCACCCAUCACCCCUGUCAUAGACACAUUCAGCAUGUCCUGCCGAGACCGUACCAGUGAGUUUCAGUCUGUGUGCAAGUCCCUGCAGGGGAGACAGAAUGGAGCACAACCUGUCAGAGCUGUCCAGAGUGCAGUCAGACAGCGGAGUGAAUUCACACUCCUGGCUAAGCGAAUUGGAAGAGACCUCAGCAACACUUUUGCCAAGUUAGAGAAGCUCACAAUCCUGGCCAAACGAAAGUCCCUUUUUGAUGACAAAGCAACUGAAAUUGACGAACUCACUUACAUUGUGAAACAGGACAUCAACAGUCUUAAUAAGCAGAUAGCUGGCCUGCAGGAAGUCGUUCGAUCACGGAGUGGACAGAAUGGCAGACAUCUCCAGACACAUUCCAACACUAUCGUAGUCUCCUUACAGUCCAAACUGGCAUCGAUGUCAAGUGACUUCAAGUCAGUCCUGGAAGUCAGAACAGAGAACUUAAAGCAGCAGAGAAGCAGACAAGAGCAGUUUUCUCAGACUCCUGCCUCAUCCUCUUCUUACCACACCAACAGCUUCAACAAUUCAGUGCUUAUGCAGGACGACUCCAAGAAGACUGAUAUCUCUAUAGAUAUGGACCUCGGCUCCAGUCAGCAGAUGCAGUUAAUCGAUGAACGGGAUUCGUACAUUCAGAGCCGUGCAGACACUAUGCAGAAUAUAGAGUCCACUAUUGUGGAGCUCGGGUCUAUAUUUCAGCAGCUGGCUCACAUGGUGAAAGAACAGGAAGAGACUGUACAGAGAAUUGAUGCCAAUGUCGAGGACACUCAGCUGAACGUGGAGCUAGCGCACUCAGAGAUACUCAAAUAUUUCCAGUCUGUGUCUAACAACCGCUGGCUGCUCAUCAAGAUGUUCCUGAUCCUCAUCAUUUUUUUCAUCGUCUUUGUGGUUUUCAUGACCUGAUGUCCACUCUUAAGAGAUGCAGGUUUCAGUAUUUGAGGAAUGAAAGUGGCUGUUCUCUCAGACUUCUUUCAUCUUUUCUCUGCUCACUGGCCGCCGAGCUCUGUUUUAGUGAUCUUUUUCCUCAAAAUGGAUGGAGUUUAAUAUUCAUAAGCCUCAAUUCUAUAUAGGCAGGGCAUUUGUCAGUUUGUAACAGUUUGUCCAUUUAAAUUUCAAUCUGAUAUGUUUUUGUAUCUGUAGAGCAAGCUCUUGGAAAUGAUUGUCUAUAAUUUGGUUUUCUAAAUCACACAGAUUGCGGAGAUAUCCUUGAGGAAAGCCAGCAGUUGUCUCAUGCAUACAAAAAAAACACCCACCAUUUUAACAGAUUCUUUGUGACUUAUGAUUGUAUUAAUCAUGAUAUACAACUUUAGACAUCAUGUGUUCUGAGACCUUUUUAUACAUUUGCAGUUUCUCUCUCUGUUGUCUAAAUAUUAUAGGGAAGUCUUUAUUUAGGGGUUAGUUACAGAAUCCCUCUUAUAGUAGACCACCAAGACACGUCAAGAGACAGUGAUGCUUCUAUACUUUUAUGGGGACUGACUAGAGGCUUAAUUCUUUCUAGUUCGGAUUUUGGGAUCCAUUACCACUUUGGCACAACAUGUUAAUACAUCUAGUUCAGCAGGUGAGAAAUCAGUAUUUGAAGCUAGUGACAUUUUCCAAAUUCCAUUUCAUUGGUUGUUUUUAUCAUCCUUCACAAGCUUGUUUGUACACUGCCAUUUGUAUCUCUUUGUACAGUCUCAGGGGGGUCCAUGAGAAUACCGCUUUCCAGUUCUCAACAUAAAUGAUGUUUUUUAGAGAAUACAUGCAUUUGUGUUUAACUGGACUUCGAGAUUUGGGGAAAAUCCCACCCCACCAUUUGUGAAAUGCAUACUGUAAAAUGAAAGAAGUGAAGAAAAACUAAUGGAAAUAGAAACUCUAUGCUUGGUUG
Messenger RNA from Carassius auratus (goldfish), 2071 nucleotides. Its product is annotated as syntaxin-5-like. Gene Ontology annotation, biological process: vesicle fusion; endoplasmic reticulum to Golgi vesicle-mediated transport; intracellular protein transport. The transcript has 11 exons. Lineage: Eukaryota; Metazoa; Chordata; Actinopteri; Cypriniformes; Cyprinidae. Bases 79 to 1110 code for a protein of 343 amino acids. The record is from RefSeq and is a predicted model, not a curated record. Gene Ontology annotation, cellular component: endomembrane system; SNARE complex; Golgi membrane. Gene Ontology annotation, molecular function: SNAP receptor activity; SNARE binding.